Periophthalmus magnuspinnatus is the source of this 1989-nucleotide messenger RNA. It is a transcript of the gene st3gal4, whose product is annotated as ST3 beta-galactoside alpha-2,3-sialyltransferase 4. The record is from RefSeq and is a predicted model, not a curated record. Bases 462 to 1508 code for a protein of 348 amino acids. Gene Ontology annotation, biological process: glycolipid biosynthetic process. Gene Ontology annotation, molecular function: sialyltransferase activity. NCBI's taxonomy places the organism in Eukaryota, Metazoa, Chordata, Actinopteri, Gobiiformes, Gobiidae. The transcript is spliced from 12 exons.
UGUCUUGAGACAUUCCCCUCUGAGUGCGCGUAAAGCGUGCGCAUGCGUGCCUCUGUUGGAAGAAGAGAACGCGCUGUAUCAAGAGUGAAAUCUGCAGGACUCGUGCCAUCUCUACAGUCAGUGAUCUGUGCGCGGGGAAUGCGCUUCAGGACCAGUGUUUGUUCAGACGCACCUUUGGACGCACCUUCACCAGGGCGCGUCUGUGCACAGUGACGCUGCGUGGACGAGCCGCACGCACGCCGUGCUCAAGCUGUGAAUGUGUCUCCUGAAGCAACUGAAGCAACGUGAACUUGGUUGCAACAUCACUAGAGUACAGCAGGCUUGUUCCGUAGAUUAAAGCUCAUCUGCAGAACUAAAGAGCUGGAAAGAGAAAACUGAACAAGCUAAAUCUUAUAUACAAGGACCGCUUUACUGAAAAUGAAAGAAGCAAAAGAACCAGGCUAACCCCAUGCGCCGUAGGCAUGAGACAUGAAGACACAACGGAGCAUGUGAAGAUGUCCCAGAAGUCAGCUAAAACAUGGUGCCUUAGGCUUUUCCCGGCUUUUCUCUUCUGCGUGUCCUUCCUCACAUACUACUGCUCAUACGGCAUACAUCAGAGCUAUGGAGCAGCCAAGCCCCUGAACAGUAGCAAGUCCCUGUGCGGCGGCUGGCUGACCCAAAAGAAGUGGGAGAGUCUUAACUUUAACAUCGGGAGACAGACACGGCUAUUUCUGAAGCUGGAUGAUUUCUUCUGGAGAGAGCGUUUGUCCAGACUCGCACUUCCAUAUGGCAUUAAAGGCAGUGAACAGAUUCUCAUGAAAGUUCUCGCUGCUUCGGCCCGUUUCCCGGAGUCAGAUAAUGUUGAAAAUCUUGAAUGCAGAACCUGUGUGGUCAUAGGAAACGGCUUUUCUAUUAAAAACACAUCUCUAGGAAGUAUCAUCAACAAAUACGAUGUCGUAUUCCGGUUAAACGAUGCCCCUGUCAGAGGUUAUGAGGAUGACGUGGGCAAUAAAACGUCUAUGAGGCUGUUCUACCCAGAGUCGGCCUCCUCCAACCCCACUCUGCACAACGAGCCCGAGACCCUCAUGGUGCUGGUGCCUUUCAAACUGCAGGACCUGCGCUGGCUUAAAGAGAUCCUCUACAACGAGAAGAGGAUCCGUAAAGGCUUUUGGAAACCUCCUCCUCUGAUCUGGUUGGGAGAUCCGAGUAAAAUCCGAGUGCUGGAUCCGCACUUUCUGCACCAGACGGCGGAACGGCUGCUCCAUAUUCCAGUGCAUUCAAGUCGACAGCCAGUGCAUCCCACCACGGGCAUCCUCGCUGUCUUCAUUGCACUUAACUACUGUGAUGUGGUCCAUAUCGCUGGAUUUGGUUAUCCACAAUCAAAUAACCAAAAGCAUCCAAUCCACUACUAUGGAUAUGACACAAUGAGGUCUAUGAAGAACUCUUACCAUGACCUCAAUCAUGAAGCUGUAGCCUUAAAGAAACUGGAGGAUGCAGGAGCCAUCUUGUAUCUUCAUCCACAUCUAUGACACUGACUCCUCGUUUGUAUUAUGAACCUUUCAAACUGACAUGUUUUCUAUGUCGAAUAGAAACGCCAAAAAGGACGGAGUGACACUGCCUUGUUUAACAGUAACAUAAUAAUGUGUAUUACAUUGUGAUCUUGACAUUAGAUUUUUCUAUCUUGAUGCAAUGACACUGACAGAUCUUCAUAAUGAGAGAUGUUUUGCUUUACCUUUCUUCUUGAAUCAAGAUGUUUGCGGAGCUUACACUAAAAGAUGUAGUCAGAAAAAUAGAUUUUUUUUAUAAUGCUGAAAAAGCCUUUAACCACACGACAUUAAUUUUGAUUGUAGAACUCUUGAAGAUGUAGGUGCGGCAUUAAAGUCCAGCGUUUGUGUGUUUGUUGAUUGUUUCUGUUAAUUUAUUUAAUUAAUGUUUUGUGUUGCCUGGGAAACGAAUGACAGUAGAAAUAAUAUUAUUGUACUGAAUAAACUGAUAUUUGGGACUUACACA